AUGUCCAGUGAGCAAGAAACGCAGGACAAGGCCACGUAUUGGAUCGUUAUCGACAAUGUCGGAAGACCAACAUACAAGAUGUCCAUUAGUGGAGUCUUCAGCAUUAGUGCAGACUGCCGAGAGCGCGAGAGGAAUACCAAGGCUUUCGAAGAAAAGCAAUUACAGAUUAGUUUAAAGCCAGACCAAGACUUCCAGGGGAAGGUCACUGACGAGUUAGACGAAAUCCUUUUGAAUCAAGCGAAGCAACCUCCCGAAGACUCCAAAAGAGAGCCGGCAAAAUUGGGUUUGCACACCGUGACCGUCAACAGAAUUCCUGAACAUAUUUUGGAACAGCACUACCCUACACAUAAGGGUUUGCCCGCGGUCGUUGCAAGAGAACUUCGUAUGGAAAGGUACCGCAGUCUGCAAUUUACGGGAAUGGAAGUUGAGAGUGUGGAAGUCUUUCUGAACCGGGAGGAUGCUAUUGAGUACGCGGAACAGCUAGAUUGUAAGCAUGAGGUUGAGGAGUUCGAUAUUGAUCCUGAGCAGGUCGAUCAUCCAGGUCUUCCCACGGCAGGUCAGCCGGAACAUCGGGCCAUCUGCGAGGCUCUUCCGAAGGACAAAGAUGAGCCUUAUAGGGUGAUAAUGCUUAGCCAUACUCUGGUGUAUGCUGUACCGCCAUCAAAAGAUUAG
This is a messenger RNA of Alternaria conjuncta, 672 nucleotides long. RefSeq lists its product as uncharacterized. The coding region runs from base 1 to 672 and encodes 223 amino acids. The record is from RefSeq and is a predicted model, not a curated record. NCBI's taxonomy places the organism in Eukaryota, Fungi, Ascomycota, Dothideomycetes, Pleosporales, Pleosporaceae. The transcript has 2 exons.